This is a messenger RNA of Periophthalmus magnuspinnatus, 4425 nucleotides long. RefSeq names its product CDC42 effector protein (Rho GTPase binding) 4b (gene cdc42ep4b). The transcript has 2 exons. Lineage: Eukaryota; Metazoa; Chordata; Actinopteri; Gobiiformes; Gobiidae. The coding region runs from base 379 to 1356 and encodes 325 amino acids. The record is from RefSeq and is a predicted model, not a curated record.
CCGCUGCUCCUGCCUGGUGCUCUGCUUUGUGCUCCACACGGACACUAGUCGCACUACGAGAAGCAAAUACGCACCAAGUACACCCUCUCCAGCCCGCGAUCAUCCAAGGACGCUACACUUGAAACUCUUUUGGCUGUUUUUACGUUCAGGAGAGGCUUCAGGAAGUUGGGAUAUUGACUAGAACUUCCCCGUGGAUCUAUAAAAGCAAGAUCUCCGUCUCGUCACUUCAACAUCGUGGACCAUAAUGGAAAUAUAUCGUGACCUCUUCAGAUUCUGCUUGUUCUGACAACUCAGAUUUAUACAUAUCCAAACCCGGACUCUACUUCAUCUACUUCCUUUUUUUUCCUGUGGAUUUUCCCCUCUAAAAAGACUGCCAUCAUGCCGAUCCUCAAACAGCUGGUGUCCAACUCCCACCAGUCCAAGCGGCGGUCUCGUGCUGACCUGACUGCUGAGAUGAUUAGCGCUCCUCUGGGAGAUUUCCGACACACGAUGCAUGUCGGAAGGGGCGGGGACGCAUUCGGGGACACGUCCUUCCUCAGCACCCGAUCGGGGGAACCACCGAGGGAGCAAGAGACCAAACAAGGUUCUCCUGUAUCCAAACCUAGCCUACUGUCUCGUACGUUCAGAAGUAGCAAGCGUUCCCAGUCCGUAAACCGCACGGAUAGCUACAACAUGCCAGCACACAACAGCAUAUCGGCUCCUUAUGUCAAAAACGCGAUCUCUCUGCCUUAUCUUAACGAAGAUGCUAGCAACAACGGCGCUAAUCGUCUGCCAAAAAGCGUCUCCUCAAGCCCGGUGAAGAAUUUACCAGAAAUUGAUAUGAAACCAGCUAAUGGAGCGGCGGCUAUGGCUACGCUAGACACCGACUUCGAUGAGCGUAAUUUCGGCGAACUAACAGAUUUACCGCCAUCCAAGCCUAAACCAACGUCAAUGAAGCACGCAGAGUCCAUGAUGUCGUUCCAUAUCGACUUGGGGCCUUCCAUGCUCGAUGAUAUUCUGGAAGUAAUGGAGAAAAAGGAAUGGGAAGAUGACGAUUUGGGAUUUGAGGAAGACAAAGCUAGUGACGGUAGAGCUUCGCCGUCUUAUAUCCCACAUAUCGACGAUGAUGAUGCAGAGGUGAAGGCUCCACCGGUAAGGCCUCCAAGAAGUAUUGACAACUUCGCCAUCCAAACCCGAAACAACAUGAACAACCACGACGAUAGCUACUCCGUUUCUAGCGCCGAAUCCAUCGGCAAUGACAAACGCCAGUAUAUCCACGACGAUACGGAUAGCGCUAAGUACAGCUCUCCACGGCAUGGAGAAGACGGGGAUUUUACAUUUAUGGAUGAAGACGACGAUGAUGAAAUCCGAGUGUAAGCUAAACAUUUAAAUGGGCAUAAGGACUUGUCAUUCUGAAGUAUCUACAGACUUUAAAAAGACUUUUCAAAGGUCGUACUUGCUUCUUGAAAUCAUAUCUUGACAUCAGCAAUAAUCAUUUAAGCCUUACUCACAAGGGAGAUAUAGCUCUUUGGAGAAUUCUCUUUUUAAUUAAUAAUAAAAUGAACCCUGUAUUUAAAAAGCGCCCUUCUCAUGAGAGCAAAGACGGAGAUAUUGUUUGAACGAGCCAUUGGGAUAUUACCAUGACAGUCGAGCAUUUGAAGCAAAGGGUUUUGGACCACAAGGUUAAAGAACUGCGAUGGUCUGUCACAUGAAAUCCACAUGGAGAUUGUGCGAUUCAAAAGUCAUAUGUCAAGUAGAAAAAAUUGACACAUUCGACACUACAGAGAAGUGGAAGUGAAACUAUGAUUUGUAAGUGCAGUGUGGAUAUCCCCAUUUGCUUCGUGCUGUUUAUGGACUUACAGGAGCCGUUUGAACUGGGAUAAUCGUAUCUCGUAUCUUUGGGCACUACAGUAUGUUAAUUUUAUAAGGGAAAAUUGUAUGUAAAAUGUAUUAUCUGAAAACAUUUGCAGUUUGCGGCGUAAUUUCUACAUCGUGGCACUUACUUGACACUAAGAACACUCCUAUAACUAUCAGGGGACUUUAGCUGACAUGUUUAAAGGCGCUCUAGGGAACUUUCUGGUGGAGGUCUGUCACCUGCUUGCCUCCAAGGUUCCACGGUAUGACAUUAAACUUCUCCCUGAAGACCCAACUAGCCCAAGUUACAGCUUUGAUCACUGUUCACUAAUGAAAUGCAUGUUUUUAGUGUAUUUUUUUUCACCUGUAUUUGAAUAAAUGCAAAAUAGAUACAUUUAAUGCUGUACUGUGGGACAUUCCAAGAAAAGCAUUGAACGCAGGUAGCAGAUCACCCCUUCACCAGAAAAUGUUUCAUAGUGCGCCUUUAAUAUCACUCACUUUUGCUGAAAAUGGAAAAAAUGUGAAAUAAAAAAAGACACACAGAAAAUGUUGGGAUCAGUUGGAGCCGGUCAAAAGAUAAACAGAAGUUACGUGAUUUGAAGUGGAUCUAUUGGUACCAUCAAAAAUAAAUAUUAAAGGUCCUAUAUUACGCAAAAUCUUGUUAUAAUGUUGUUACUUCAUCAAAAACGUACCUGGAGUUGUAUUUUUUUUCAUUCACAUGUGUUUGGAGACGUAGACAGAUGAAUAAUAAAAGGUUACUCAACGUUCAAAAUGCUCUGUUCCACCUUGUGAUGUCAUAAAGCUGUAGUUUUCAAGUUUACAGCUACAUUUUACCUUUUGUUCAGUAGAGAUUGGCAAUUCAAGGUCUUAAAUUAUUAUAUAUUAUCAUAAAAACACAGUGGCGCGCUUCCUGCGUUGUACCUCAUGACAUCACAAGGUGGAACACAGUGUUUUCCGUUUGAAGAAAAGAAAAUAAGUUAGCCUAAAUGUGCAGGGUAUGUGUGAAUGAAACAAAACACAACUCCAGGUCUGUUAUGAGGAAACAUCAUAACAUAGAUCAGAAAAGAGUGUAAUAUGUGCCCUUUAAGUUUAUCUUCAUGAAUGAGAUGUGCUCAGAGUGUUAUUUAAACAUCAGACAGACAGGCAGGAAGAGUAGGCGGGUUGUAUUUUUAAAUUUUCACACAACCCCAAAUCAAAACUGAAUGCAACGGAUAAUUAAAUCAACCGGAAUUUCCAAAAUUUCAGUAAACAAUUUUGAACCGUUAACGGACUUUGACUCUGGUCCAACAAAAGCAGACGACAGGUGUGCGCUUGUGAUGUUUGGCACACGGCUUUUUGAUCAUUUAUCACGUGGUAGUUGUUAAGUAGAGGUUUACACAACUUGUUCCUAUCCCGAUUGAUGCCUGGUUUCAUUUUGUGUUAAAGUUACUAUUACUAUGACUAUAUUACGCAAGUGAUGUGAGUUUUCUGAGUUUCAAGCCAUGUUAUAAUGAUGUUACUGCCUCAAAAACAAGCCUGGAGUUGUGUUUUGUUUCAUUCACACAUUUGAGUAAUGGAUUAUUAGUUCAUCUACAUCGUUGUUACACCUUGUGAUGUCACGAAGUGGUAGUUUUCAAGUUAACAGCUCCUUUUACCUCCUAAAGUUUAGUAGAGAUGAGCUGAAAUUGAAACAAAUGAUUUUAGCGAAGAUGUAUGAAGUUUAAAAACACAAUGGAGCACUUCCUGUAUUACCCCAUGACAUCACAAGGUGGAACGGAGUGUUUUCAGUUUGAGAGAAGAACUCAGCUGAAAUAUACAGAUGUGUUUGUGUGUUAAAAAUGUGAAUGAAGCCGAACACAACCCCAGGUCUGUUUAUGAUGAGGAAACAACAUUAUAACAAAUCAGAAAAUAGCGUAAUAAUAGCGUUAAAAGCUGUAUUUGUGGUUCCUGCUCACAGUUUUGAGGCGGGUGAGAGCGUUACAAGCCCCUGUGGACUUUAUAAUAUGGGGUUCGGGGUUUAUUUUUCUACUUAUAGAUAUUGAAGUCUUACAUUUUGAUGUUACGGGCCAAAUUUCCAGUGUUUUCUUAUGAUUGUUGAGAUAGCUGCUGCCAUUCUCCCAAAUACUUUGUACAUACCAUAGAAAAAAACGUAUACAUUUUUUACAGCUGUUUAUAAAGCUUACAAUGUGAAUUUAUAUUACAGUCUACUAUGUUAUCUGCUAUUUGACCUUGCGGUACCAGCACACAAAGCAGUGAAGAAUGCCAGGGCUGUAACACUAAGUAGCGCAUUUGCAGAUAGUUUUAAGUAUUUGAAAAGAAUUGCGUUUAACCAAGCCGACAUGCUGUACUUUGAGAAAUAAAAUACUGUACAAUUUCAUGGUACGUGGUGAGAAUUCUGGAAAGAUUUGACCAAAAUGAACUAUAAAACGAUUUAAGUGCCCCAAUGACUGGACUGCAGAUAAAAUGUUUUUGUUUUUUGGCGGUAGCGCUAUGCCAAGUCUUUCAUAUUCUUUCUUCUGGUUUUACAGUAUAUUAAUAUAUUCACCUCCUUCACUUUUCUUCUUUUGAAAUAACAGCUCUAUUUUUCAAUAAAUAAAAGCUGGUAAUCUUUAA